Sciurus carolinensis (gray squirrel) is the source of this 9768-nucleotide messenger RNA. RefSeq names its product ATP binding cassette subfamily C member 6 (gene Abcc6). NCBI's taxonomy places the organism in Eukaryota, Metazoa, Chordata, Mammalia, Rodentia, Sciuridae. Bases 70 to 4728 code for a protein of 1552 amino acids. Gene Ontology annotation, cellular component: membrane. Gene Ontology annotation, biological process: transmembrane transport. The transcript has 30 exons. The record is from RefSeq and is a predicted model, not a curated record. Gene Ontology annotation, molecular function: ATP binding; ATP hydrolysis activity; ABC-type transporter activity.
GGGACCUGCCCAGAGACGGACCGACAGGCAGACCCACGCUCGGACCGACGAACGCACAGAGGACGCACGAUGGCUGCACCUGGAGAGCCGUGCGGAGGCCCCGGGGUCUGGAACCAGACAGAGCGGGAGCCUGCUGUCUACAGCCCCCUGAGCCUGUGCUUCCUGAGAUCCGCAGGGGUCUGGCUGCCCGCCUUGUACCUCUGGAUCCUGGGCCCCAUCUACCUCCUCCACAUCCAGCGCCAUGGCAGGGGCUACCUCCGGAUGUCCCCACUCUUCAAAGUGAAAAUGGUGCUUGGGUUCGCCCUCAUCCUCCUGUGUGCCUUCAACGUGGCUGUCCCUCUUUGGAAAAUCCAGCAGGGAACACCCCAGGCCCCAGAAUUCCUUAUUCACCCGACGGUGUGGCUGACCACCAUGAGCUUCGCCGUGUUCCUGAUUCACGUCGAGAGGAAGAAGGGAGUCCGGGCUUCCGGGCUGCUAUUUGGGUACUGGCUGCUCUGCUGCCUCUGGCCAGCCACCAGCACCACCCAGCAGGCUCUGAGAGGGGGCUUCCGGAGUGACCCGCUCCGCCACCUGUCCACCUACCUGUGCUUGUCCCUGGUGGUGGCGGAGUUCGUGCUGUCCUGCCUGGUGGAUUGGCCCCCCUUCUUCCCUAAGGACGCCCAGCAGUCGAAUCCGUGUCCCGAGGCGGCGGCCUCCUUCCCGUCCAGAGCCAUGUUCUGGUGGGCUUCUGGGCUGCUCUGGAGGGGCUACAGGAAGCCGCUGGGACCCAGAGACUUCUGGUCGCUUGAGCAAGAAAACUCCUCCGAAGAGCUGGUUUCCCAGUUGGAAAGAGAAUGGACCAGGACCCGUGGCGAGGCCCCCAGGCGCACCAAGGUAUUUAAGAGCAGAGGAGGCGGCGUGGAGGCCGUGGAGACGGAGGCAGCAGAGACCGACGCCUUCCUGCAGCAGGAGGGGAGCCAGCGGGGGCCGCUGCUCAGGGCCAUCUGGCGGGUGUUCCAGCCCACCUUCCUCCUGGGGACCCUCAGCCUUGUGGUCAGCGACGUCUGCAGGUUCACCAUUCCCCGGCUCCUCAGCCUGUUUCUGGAGUUCAUGGGCGACCCCGAGGCCCCGGCCUGGAAGGGGCCCCUCCUGGCCGUGCUGAUGUUCCUCUCGGCCUGCCUGCAGACGGUAUUCGAGCAGCACUACAUGUUCAGGAUCAAGGUGCUGCAGAUGAGGCUGCGGACGGCCAUCACCGGCCUGGUGUACAGGAAGGUCCUGGCCCUGUCCAGCAGCUCCAGAAAGGCCAGCGCGGUGGGGGACGUGGUCAACCUGCUGUCUGUGGACCUGCAGCGGCUCACGGAGAGCGUGCUCUACCUCAACGGGCUGUGGAUGCUGCUGCUCUGGAUCGUCAUCUGCUUCAUCUACCUGUGGCAGCUUCUCGGACCCUCCGCCCUCACAGCCAUCGCUGUCUUCCUGGGCCUCCUCCCUCUGAAUUUCUUCAUCACGAAGAAGAGGAGCCACCACCAGGAGGAGCAGAUGAGGCAGAAGGACGCCCGGGCGGGGCUCACCAGCUCCGUCCUCAGGACCAUGAGGACCAUCAAGUCGCACGGCUGGGAGGAGGCCUUCCUGGAGCGGGUCCUGCGCAUCCGGGGCCAGGAGCUGGGUGCCCUGAGGAUGUCCGCCCUCCUCUUCUCCGUGUCCCUGGUGUCCUUCCAAGUGUCCACCUUUCUGGUGAUGUCGCCGUUCCCCUGCAGGGCCUGGGCCGGGGGAGGGCGUGCCGGGGCGGGCGGCUGGGCCACGCGGACCCCUGGGGACCCCGCGGCGUGGCCGGCCGUCUCAGGGUCAGCCCCGGGGCCUCUCCAGGUGGCGCUGGUCGUGUUUGCCGUCCACACUCUGGUGGCCGAGGAGAACACCAUGGAUGCAGAGAAAGCCUUUGUGACCCUGACCGUGCUCAGCGUCCUCAACAAAGCCCAGGCCUUCCUGCCCUUCUCCGCCCACAUCAUUGUCCAGGCCCGGGUGUCCUUCGACCGUCUGGCCGCCUUCCUGUGCCUGGAAGAGGUGGACCCCAGCGCAGUGGGCCGCAGCGCCUCCGGCGGUGCUGCUGGGAAGGACUGUGUUGCCAUCCACAACGGCACCUUCGCUUGGUCCCGGGACGGCCCUCCCUGCCUGCACGGGAUCAACCUGGCCGUGCCCCAGGGCUGUCUGCUGGCGGUUGUGGGUCCAGUGGGGGCAGGGAAGUCCUCCCUGCUCUCUGCCCUCCUCGGGGAGCUGCUGAAGGUGGAGGGGUCUGUGAGCGUCAAGGGUCCCGUGGCGUACGUGCCCCAGGAGGCCUGGGUGCAGAACGCCACCCUCGUGGAGAACGUGUGCUUCAGGCAGGAGCGGGACCUGCCCUGGCUGCAGCAGGUCCUGGAGGCCUGCGCCCUGCGGCCCGACGUGGACAGCUUCCCCGCGGGGAUCCACACGCCCAUUGGAGAGCAGGGCAUGAAUCUCUCCGGGGGCCAGAAGCAGCGGCUGAGCCUGGCCCGGGCUGUAUACAGAAAGGCUGCCGUGUACCUGCUGGACGACCCCCUGGCAGCCCUGGAUGCCCAUGUUGGCCAGCACGUCUUCACCCGUGUCAUCGGGCCUGGCGGGCUUCUCCAGGGGACAACGCGGAUCCUCGUGACCCACACGCUGCACGUGCUACCCCAGGCCGACUGGAUCGUGGUGCUGACGGAGGGCGCCAUUGCGGAGACGGGCACCUACCAGGAGCUUCUCCGCAGGAAGGGGGCGCUGAUGGGCCUCCUGGAGGGAGCCAGGCAGCGAGGAGCUGCAGCAGGAGGAGAAGCAGAACCUGUGGCCAGUGCCAGUGACCCUGGUGGCUCCCCUGGAGGCAGGAGGCCUGAGCACACACCAGAGCGUGACAGGUCCAUCAGGUCGACCCCUGGAGGGGAUGCCACCACUUCAGAAGGCCAGAUGGCGGUUCUUCAAGAUGACCCUGAGCGGGCAGGACAGCCGGCAGCAGAGGACAGCGCGCGUCAUGGCCGGGUGAAGGCCGCCAUGUACCUGACCUACCUGCGGGCUGUGGGCGCCCCGCUCUGCCUCUACACGCUCUUCCUCUUCCUCUGCCAGCAAGCGGCCUCCUUCUGCCAGGGCUACUGGCUGAGCCUGUGGGCUGACGACCCGGUCGUGAACGGGCGGCAGGCGCACACGGCCCUGCGGGGCUGGGUCUUCGGGCUCCUCGGCUGUCUCCAAGCCAUCGGGCUGUUUGCCUCCAUGGCCGCCGUGUUCCUGGGAGGGGUCCGGGCGUCCGGCCUGCUCUUCCGAAGGCUCCUGUGGGACGUGGCUCGGUCUCCCAUUGGCUUCUUCGAGCGGACGCCCGUCGGGAACCUGCUGAACCGCUUCUCCAAGGAGACGGACACCGUGGACGUGGACAUCCCCGACAAAGUCCGCUCCCUGCUGAUUUACACCUUCGGGCUCCUGGAGGUCGGCCUGGUGGUCUCCAUGGCCACCCCGCUGGCCAUCCUGGCCAUCCUGCCCCUGGUGCUCCUCUACGCUGGGUUCCAGAGCCUGUAUGUGGCCACCUCAUGCCAGCUGAGGCGACUGGAGUCGGCCAGCUACUCAUCUGUGUGUUCCCACGUGGCCGAGACAUUCCAGGGCAGCCAGGUGGUCAGAGCGUUCCGAGCCCAGGGCCUCUUUGUGGCUCAGAACGAUGCUCUCGUGGAUGAAAACCAGAGGGUCAGUUUCCCGCGACUGGUGGUGGACAGGUGGCUGGCGGCCAACAUGGAGCUCCUGGGGAACGGGCUGGUGUUGGUGGCCGCCAUGAGCGCAGCGCUCAGCAGGGCCCGCCUCAGCGCUGGCCUCGUGGGCUUCUCUGUCUCGGCCGCCCUGCAGGUGACCCAGACUCUGCAGUGGGUUGUUCGCAGCUGGACUGACCUGGAGAACAGCAUCGUGUCCGUAGAGCGGCUCCGAGACUACGCCCGCACGGCCAAGGAGGCUUCCUGGAGGCUGCCCACCUGCGCAGCCCGGCCCCCCUGGCCUCGAGGGGGACAGAUCGAGUUCCGGAACUUUGGUCUGAGACACCGACCGGAGCUCCCCCUGGCUGUGCAGGGUGUGUCCCUCAGGAUCCAUGCGCGGGAGAAGGUGGGCAUCGUGGGCAGGACGGGCGCCGGGAAGUCCUCGCUGGCUGGGGCCCUGCUGCGGCUGCAGGAGGCAGCCGAGGGCGGGAUCUGGAUCGACGGGGUCCCCAUCGCCCACGUGGGGCUGCACGUACUGCGGUCCAGGAUCACCAUCAUCCCGCAGGACCCCAUCCUGUUCCCCGGCUCUCUGCGGAUGAACCUGGACCUGCUGCAGGAGCACACGGACGAAGCCAUCUGGAUGGCCCUGGAGACCGUGCAGCUCAAGGCCUUCGUGGCCAGUCUGCCUGGCCAGCUGCAGUACAAAUGUGCCAGCCAGGGAGACGACCUGAGCGUGGGUCAGAAGCAGCUCCUGUGUCUGGCACGUGCCCUUCUCCGGAAAACCCAGAUCCUCAUCCUGGAUGAGGCCACGGCUGCAGUGGACCCGGGGACGGAGCUGCAGAUGCAGGCGGCCCUCGGGGGCUGGUUUGCCCAGUGCACGGUGCUGCUGAUCGCCCACCGCCUGCGCUCGGUGAUGGACUGCAGCAGGGUGCUGGUCAUGGACAAGGGGCAGGUGGCAGAGAGCGGCAGCCCAGCCCAGCUGCUGGCCCACAAAGGCCUGUUCUACAGGCUGGCUCAGGAGUCAGGCCUGGUCUGAGGCGGGCCCCUCAACGGUCCCCUGGCUGGACAGCCCUCAGAGCCCGCCGUGUCCUAGAGAUGCCAGUGACCUGGCCGUCAUCAGUGGCUUCCUGUCGUGUCAAGUCCAGACUCUGUUCUAGGAGGAAAAUGGCCCAGAAAGUGCCGAUUUUCACAGAAUAUCAGACCCAGAUGGACCCAACAAGCUGCAGGGCAGCCUGGGCCAGGCCAGCUCAGCCCCGUCCACUCUGGGGUCAGUCGACAGUGCCCGCCGGACUCACCUGGGAGCUUGGCAACAGACCCACACUCAGGUCCAGCCCAGAUCAAUUAAACCCGACUCCUGGGGCCAGGGGUGUGCACUUCUUCCAAAUUAACUGUGUUGAAGACAUUCUGGGCUCAGUGACAUCUUGCUAAACUUGCGUGCAAGAUCACGUGUCGACAGGGACACGGCCCAGCCCCUGUUCACGCCUCCAGUUCUGCUCGUGCGUUCACAGGGCACCCCCACCGCGGGGACAAGGAGCAGCCCCACCCCGAGGACCCCUCCUGCUGCCACCUGCGGCCACACCCACCUCCCGCUGGCCCCACAGCUGCUGAUGGGUUUUCCCUUUGGAUAUUUUGAAACCAUGAUUUCAGUGUCGGCCAGGAGGAGGAAGGGGUGCCCCGAACCUCCUUGUAGAGGAGCUCCCGGCUUGUCCCCUCUGGACACAUGAGCCAGGUCCCCACACGGAAAGGGCCCUCCAGGCACAGGCAAGCACGGCACACACUCAGUUCCCAGCUCCCAGCUGCCAGGACCCCGGGGCUCCAGCCGGGAGAACCCGCCCAGGACUCGGCACGUGGUUGCUAAAGACCAGACCCCUGCUCCGUUCCAGGGGAGCCCCUGCGACCAUCAGAAGGCCCCGAGGGUUCUGGUCAGACUCGUGCUGCAGACGGUACCUAGGGCCUUAACCAGGGCCCAUCCACCUCAGCGCCUCGUCCUGCUCACGCCCAGACGUGUAGAUCAGCCCCAGGCACCAGGAGAGGACCAGGGAGUCUCAGGUGGCCGAGUCGAAGGUCACACAGACACGUGUGAAGGGCAGCCCGAGAAACCAGCUCCCCGACCCUCACCAUGCGAGUCGGGGCUCCUCACCGACCCAGGCGCUGCCGUCAGGAUAAACCAGCGACAGGCGGGAUGCGGUGGGAAGCAGAGCUGGGAUGCUCCCGCCUCGCAGCGUGGCCAGGAGUGACGUGGGGCAGGAGCACUCUGGCCGGGCGUCCUGUGCAGCACAGGGUGUUUAGCAGCGUUCUUGGGCUGGACCUGCCAGGUGCCAGUGGCGUGUCCCUCUAAUCGUGACAAAAAAAGUUUCAUACACAGCCAUCUGUCCCCUGGGGUGCGUGUGUCAGAUCAGUAUGCUGUCCUGCUGCCAUGGGUCACCUGCUGCACGCAGUCACCCCGAUGGUGCCAGGCGGGACUCAGGGCUGCUCCCCCGCAGCCGAGGGCCUCCGCCUGCUGAUGGGUUUUGCGCUGGGCUUGAAUCCCGGGAGCAGCUUCAGUCCCCUUUGCCCUGAGGUAGAGGCAGCGGGUCCUUCUGGUGCCUUCGGCAUGGGUCGGGGUGCCCCCACCCCCAGCCACCGGCCCCUUCUGACAACCUGUUCCCAGCUCUGCUUUGCAGAUGGGGAGACUGCAGAGAAAGGGUCGGCCCUGCCCGGGGCACUCUGCUCUCCUCUGCCAGCAGCGCAGCCACCUGGCACCCCUGCCUAGUGGUCACAGGCAGAGGUGAGCUUAGCUGGGGUGGCUCCUGGCCACCAGAGCCUCCAUCAUAGACCAGGGAGCCGAGUGUGGGCAACGGGUGGUCGGCGCGUGGGAGCAGCACCCUGGAGCCUGCUCGCGAGGCUGCUGUUGGCCCACACCAUGAGUCUUGGACAGCAGCCAGGAGGCUGUCCAGGCCACUGGUCCCCCUGCCAGAGGCUCCUGCCAGCAGGCCCGGCUCGUGGGAGGAGCACGGGUCUGGCAGGGACGCGUUCAGAGGACCUCGGCCAGGGCCUGCCUCCGCAGGUUUCUCGGCCUCAGGCUGCUCGAAGUGCCUGCCACGUGGCCAGUGAGCCCAGCUAGAGGAGGUAGUGCUGUGAGUGCCCGUCCUAGGACCCAGGGCUGGGCGGAGCUUCUCUUACACCCUCUUCCUUUUCUUUUUUGGUACCAGGGAUUGAACCCGGGGCUGCUUUACCCUGAGCCACAUCCCAGCCCUUUUAAUUUUUUAUUUCGAGAUAGAGUCUAAGUUGCUGAGGCUGGCCUCGAACUCGUGAGCCUCCUUCCUCAGCCUCUUGAGCCGCGGCGCGGGCCAUUGGGCCUCUGUCAGAGGGGAAGACUGGGACCAAGGGCCUGUUGUAAGUCGGUGUCCCCGCCAGUCAGGCUUCAGCGCCACGUCCUGACCCGCAGGUGACGCUGCCCCUCUGGGCUCUCUGGCAUCAGCACACAGCAAGGGCCCGCUUCCACCUGGACUCCCCAAGGACGGCGGGAGCCUCCUUUCCUCCCUGCACUGUCCGCCACGUCUCCCCCACACGCGGCACUUGGGCUCCCUGCACACCACGUGACAGGAGGGAGGGAGGGCACGUGACUGACCCCAUGGGGUCCAUGGGGUCCUCGGGGCUGGGCCUGGUCCAGGGGUGUUACCUGGUCUGUUUCUGUCCUCACCAAGGCCCAGCCAGGGGGACCUGAGGACCCCAGUUGUGCGGAUGAAGAAGCCGCAGUUCCUGAAGGGCAAACCUGGCAGGCCAGGCUCCCGGUGGCGAGUCCAGCCGCCUGCGCAGGUCGUGCUGGGCUGUGCAGAGACGGCAGCAGGAGGAACAGAGACCCUGCUUGGCAGAGCCAGGUGCUCAGAUGCACAGGGCGGAGCCAGGGGCCGCCCUCGGGGCAAGCCGACAGGAGCCGGCCAUCAGCUCGUGUCCUGGAUCACCAUGGCACUGCCGGAAAGCCAGCAGGAGGGGGUGGCCAGGGACAGAGGCCAGGAGGUCACUGAGGAAGCCACUGUAGGGACACAAGAGCCAGAGGCAGCAAAGGGAGGAAGAAGUGGUUGGAUCCUGGAUGUUUUGGAGAAAGUACCAAAUCAGCCCUUGGAUCGAUCAGACAGAGGGUGGGGAUGGAGGAGCAGCCGGGGCCCUCCAACAGUUUCGCAGACAGAGCCUGGAGCCAGGCACAUAGUAGGUGCACAAGAAAACUGAGUGCCGCUUCUCCUUCAAGACACCGAAGCACUUACCUUGGCGGGUAAGGCCUUGCUCAGCAGUCUCUUCACAAAGCAGGCUAAACUUAAACGCAGCCCUGGGUCUCUCCUGAGCAGCCUGUGCCCAGCCCAACAACCCCUAGACACGCACCAGGUCCAACCCUCAGAGACCUGUCUACAGUCAGACCUGGGGUUUUAAUGCAGGGGGACAGGCUCCGAAACGGGGACACACCUCACGCCUAAAAUCCAGACUCCUCACCAGCAGAUCCGACUGAGUUUAAAUGGCCAAAACCUCACCAGCUUUGAUUCAGUGGCUGCCUUCCUGAUCUGCAGUCUCUGAUGCGAGUUGAUGGUUUAUUCAGGGAACAGCAGUGCAUGGGGGGACAAUGGAAGUGCUAGAAUGUUCCAUCUGCACAUGUACUAAGUGCACGGUCUUGGCGUAGCAUAAAGGGCGUGCCCCCGGGUAUCCACUGGCUCACGAACUCCAAGACUCACAGUCCCGUCUCGUGACCCAAACUUAUCCAUCAGAACGGGGAGGAACCGCCUCCCACGCACACACCCCAUUUCCAGCAUCCCCUGUUGGCUGGGUCUAAACACGCGGCCUGACUUUGGCUCAGGGGCUGAGUGGGAUUGCUUCAGGUCUGCUCCGGGACUCAUCCACCCGCUUCCUCUGUUCUGGGGACGCGGAAGCCAGCCCUGGAGGCUGCCGGCCCUGAAGUGUUGGGAGAGUGGGAUGUAAACCCUCGAGCUCACUUCCCAGGACUUUAGGGCUCAUGGGUCAUGGCAGCCCAGCCUGGUCUGUCCUACCACGAAGGCAGGUUCCAGGGUAACAUUGGCCACAUGGGACUUAUGCCUGAGCACCUGAGCUGGCCACGUGUUGCAAAUACCACGGCUCAACCUCCUAAGAACGCCACGAGGUAGUUCCGACCAGCCCCUUUCCACAGACCAAGCAACGGGGGUGGCAGCAGGAUCACGCGACAGGUGACCAGGGAAGGACUCUGAUUCACUGACCCCAAAGCCCAGGCUCUGCGCACCUGCUGAAUCCCACCCAGCUCCCUCUAGGAAGAACACACCUGCCACAUCCCGACUCUGUCUGGGAGCCACCUUUGCUGACACCCGAAAGAAAACAGAACAGUUGUUUAGAAAGAAAUAAAGUAUUCUUUUUACUGCAAAUUAUUUGCAAAUGUUCACGUUUCCAGUGUUAAGUUGUUACAAAAAGAUUCCCAAGAAAAACUUGGAUUCUCUAACGUGAAAGAAUGGUAUAACUUACAAAAAAUAAAUAUAUAUUUCCACUUAAAAGAAGAAAGAUGUUUCUCUGGGUUUGAAGACGGCAACGUGAUUCAGAGCAAGUAUGAACUCUGGAGCAGAGGGAGCUCUCGCUGGCUUCAGGGGUCUCGCUUUCGUCUGUCACCGAGACACCUAAAGGACCCUCUGGGAAGGACUCCCCCUCUUGGUUUUCUUCCAAAGACACAUGGACCAAAUGCUAAACGCAGGGCCAGGUUUGGCUACUCCCUGGGGAUGCUGCUCCUCGGCUUGAUACUUCCUCCUAAGAAAUUAAACUCUUAAGAUGAUCUUUUCCCCUGGAGCAGGACUUGAAAAAAAAAAAAAAAAAGAAUGAGUUCUUAUCCUGGAAGAAAAUCAGGAACUAAAUGUCAAACUCUCCGCAAGGCUGCUCUCUGGCAGCCAGGCAGAUGGCAAGGGUGAGAAAUUAAAAUCUAAAAUGGAGAAGACUGAACUCUUUUUGGUACCAACGGGUAACACCUGGGAUGCUUCGUAACCGUGAGUAGACCUUCAUCUCCUCCGGGUACCGGGAGGAGGAGACCCGCCCUGGCGCUGGGUAACGAGCGCAGGAAGGCCAGGAAGGAAGC